This is a messenger RNA of Knipowitschia caucasica, 312 nucleotides long. NCBI's taxonomy places the organism in Eukaryota, Metazoa, Chordata, Actinopteri, Gobiiformes, Gobiidae. The record is from the annotation of a GenBank genome assembly.
AUGGACCCUCAGACUGCUCACCACUGCUCCCUCUUCCCCCCCCCCAACCCAGUGCCGGGACAGGUUCCGGACCCCCUGGACGCUCUGGACGCUCUGGAGGACCCUGACUUCUCGUCAGACGAGGACGACGCAGGGGAAGAAAGGAACAAGUCCGGCCACAAAGAGACCAGACUCAUCCCACGAAGGAAACCUGACGGAGAGCCGCUGCUCCUUCACGUCAAGAAGAACCAUUUGAGAUGCAGUUGGGCCACUACCAGCGCUCAGCACCACAGAGAGCCACACCCCCUGCUCCUGACCACAGCCCACCAGUGA